CUCCAAAGGAAUUUGAGAGGGAUUUGUGUGUGUGUGUGUGUUUUUUUAUUUCACUCGAAAGAUCAAUGGAGUCAAAGGACUUUCUGAGUGCGAUCUGUUGCUUUAAGUGUUUGGAUGUGGACAAAACGCAGGAAAAGGAACUUCUGAUCAGCAAUGCCAGAAGACGAUCUUACAGCAGCCAGCUGGAAAGCCCCAGGAACGACGAAAGGAACCUGUGGAGCACGCCCCAUGACUCCUCUCACAUCGUGGCCGAUGACGACCGGGAACUGUACAGCCUGAUCCUGAAAAGAAACGAGACUGACAAAGACUCUGAGGAGUGGCAGAAGCUUAACUACGACAUACACACUUUGAGACAGACUCGGAGAGAACUGAGAAACCGUUGGAAAAGGAUCUUAGAAGAACUGGGUUUUCAAAAUGAAGCAGACACCCUGCUGUGUGUGUCCAAGUCUAGUACAAUGCACACUCAGAACUUGCCAAGAUCCCAAGAAAUGUUACAGAAAUUAGCAAGAGAAACUAACAUCUUCCUGAACGGACGUCAGGUGCCAGAGAGAUAUCUUUACGUGCUGGACCGACUCAUCUCCCUGGACGCAGCAGAAGACUUCUUUGCGAAGGCUAGAAGGAGAUAUUCCAGAAACAUCGAGUACCAUUCGAUGGGCGAAGUCGAUUGAGGUUUCUGACUGUGGGCCGCACUGAGCAGCCAGGGAAGCAGACUACGGAGCUGGUCAUUGCAUAAUAUAUAUUGAGCUUGGACACACGGAUCCACAGGCGCCCACAAAACACACAGUCUGGUUCAGAUGGAUGUCACUACAUUCAGCAGUAGGUCAUAGCAUCAUAGAAUUACAUCACAGAAGGAGGCCAUUUGGCACAUCGUGCCUGCGCUGGCUCUUUGAAA
Messenger RNA from Callorhinchus milii (elephant shark), 892 nucleotides. Its product is annotated as melanoregulin. Gene Ontology annotation, biological process: melanosome transport; melanocyte differentiation. Lineage: Eukaryota; Metazoa; Chordata; Chondrichthyes; Chimaeriformes; Callorhinchidae. The transcript has 5 exons. The record is from RefSeq and is a predicted model, not a curated record. The coding region runs from base 66 to 668 and encodes 200 amino acids. Gene Ontology annotation, cellular component: melanosome.